CCCAAGCAAACGAAUUAUCUCUUCCGUGACGUUUGUAUGACGCUGUGGUUUAUGGAUUAGAGCUUCAGCGCAUGGCCACUAUCGACCCGAAACAUCUUCAAGCAAACGCUAUUUCCAUAUGGUAGCAUACCAUAAGCUGUGUUUUGAAGAGAAGUAGGUUUCUCAAAUUCAGAUAUGUCAAUUUUUAAAUCGCAUAAACUUUAUUUCCUUCUAAUUCUUAUUUCAUCACCGACAAUAUUCAGAACUGUUCGAUCACACCCGGUUUAUUACGAACGAAAUUUAAAUCAAUAUACUGAUUUUUACGAACAACUACAAGAACUUCUAGCUAUUCACAAGAAUCGGGUUGCCAGCCACGAAAAUGAAGUUAAUGACUAUCCAGUUGAAGUAAUAGGAUGGCCAAAAAACCAAACCUUUCCCAAAGGACAAACUGCAGGGGUUGAUGUGGACAGUGCUGGACGUGUGCAUGUUUUUCAUCGUGGUGAUGUAGUUUGGGAUGCUAAGUCUUUUGAUUGGAACAAUGUUUACCAACAUCAAGAUCAGCCUCCAAUAUCGGUAGAUUCAGUAAUCAUCUUUGAUUCGAAAACAGGGGAUAUCCAAAACAGCUGGGGAAAAAACAGAUUCUAUAUGCCACAUGGACUUACUAUUGACAAAAAUAAUAACACAUGGCUUACAGAUGUGGCCUUGCAUCAGGUUUUUAAGUUUAAACCUGGAGCAUCAGAACCAGAUUUAGUUCUUGGCCAGCGGUUUGUACCUGGAAACGAUGAGUCUCAUUUUUGUAAACCUACAGAUGUAGCAGUAGCCUCAUCAGGUAAAUUCUACGUCAGUGACGGCUACUGCAACUCCAGGAUCCUAAUGUUUUCACCUUCUGGACAAUUACUUAAAGAGUUUGGAAAAAAAGAUGACAUGCUGGUUCCACAUAGCUUGACUUUAUUAGAAAAUCUGGAUAUUCUCUGUGUAGCUGACAGAGAAAAUGAAAGAAUUCUUUGUUACAGUGCAGGUCUACAGGGGUCUUCUCCUGGUCUUCUUGUUAAAAACUUUCACAAAAACCUGGGACGCGUCUUUGCAGUGGCAGCAAGAGAUGAUCAUCUAUACAUGGUACAGGGACCAGGAAUAAUAGGAAAACAUCCUGUACAUGGUCUCACCCUCAGUCUCUCAACCAAAAAGAUCUUGAACAGUUGGAGCCCAGUUGAGGGUUUUGUAAACCCUCACGACCUUGCAUUGUCACCAGAUGGAACAUCACUGUAUGUAGUGGAAAUAGGAGAAAAUGCUGCUAAGAAGGUGUACAAGUUCAGUUUACAGAAACCUAAUUAGUGAUAUAUUAUUCUCAAGUCACAUUUCUGCAGGUUGGAGCUUUAAAAAGACUUACAAACUUAACUGUUUUUAUUUCAUUCAUUAUAAAUUUGAUGGUUGUUUGUGUUAAUUAUGUGGUUGAUUUUAAUUUAUAUGGUCAGUAUUAAAUUAUGAUUACUGAUUACAAAACAAAUAUCAGUUCAUCUAGAAAUAAAACAACAUUUAUUCAAA
Messenger RNA from Limulus polyphemus (Atlantic horseshoe crab), 1521 nucleotides. RefSeq names its product peptidyl-alpha-hydroxyglycine alpha-amidating lyase 2-like. Gene Ontology annotation, cellular component: extracellular region; membrane. The transcript has 8 exons. Gene Ontology annotation, biological process: peptide metabolic process. The record is from RefSeq and is a predicted model, not a curated record. Lineage: Eukaryota; Metazoa; Arthropoda; Merostomata; Xiphosura; Limulidae. The coding region runs from base 175 to 1311 and encodes 378 amino acids. Gene Ontology annotation, molecular function: catalytic activity; protein binding.